AUGUCUCCAGUCGCUCUUAAAAACGAAAGCAAACCACAAAUGUCAAGUAGUACAAGGAUACCUACAGUGAAGAAACCAUCUGCACAAAAAGAUUCUGUAACCCUUAAAGCUCCUACAAAUCUUGUUUCCAAUAUCCGCUCAUCCAGUACAUCGAAGGCGAAUGAGACAACGUUAAAGUCGAAGUCAAAUGAUGUCCUGGAUAAUCGUCUUACUCAGUUAAAUGAUUCGGCGAAAGAAUUGCUAUCUUAUUAUCGACAUAAAGUGGAGACAUUAACUGAAGAUCAUGAGGCUGUUCAGCGUCGUUUAGACAAAAUUUAUGACGCUAUAGGUAACCAAGAAACUCUUACUCUGGAAUUAAAUCAACGUGAUGCAGAGAUUUCUGAACUUCAAAGAGCCUUAUCUGAUAUGCAGGUUUAUCUUUUUCAAGAACGUGAACACGUUCUACGUUUGUAUGCUGAAAAUGAUCGUUUGAAAAUUCGUGAACUUGAUGACAGACGUAAAAUACAACAUUUAUUACAGUUAUCUAGUUUGGGACCAAAUGAAGUGACUUAUUUCCUGAGACAACCUGUAAUCGAAUCUCAAGGUAUGCGUCAUGACGCAAUUAAUGAUAUGGUUGGGGAAAAUACUAUCGAAAAUGAAGAAAAUAAAACUAAUAAUAAUGUAACAUGGAUUUCAGCAGUCGCUGUUAAACCAAUCGUUCCAACAGCUCCAUCUCAUGGUGUUAUGGAAUAUACUGCAUCAGGGAAAACAGUUCUAAAAUCGAGUGCUAAUCAAAAUAAAACAAAUCAUACUGCUGGUUUUGAAUCGACACCCCCAUCAAAGUCUGAUUCGGUUUCUCGAAUAGAACAUGAGGCUAUAUUAAGAGAACUUGAAAUGUCAAAGUCUUCCAUACGGGCGUUACAAACUCAGCUAGAAGAGCAAACACGUAAUGCACGUGAACAGAUUGAUUCAUUGAUGGAAGACCGCAAAGCUAUGCAAGAAGAAGCAGACAGCUUACAGAAGAGAAAUGAGGAGAAGGCACGCACAUCAUCAGAACAGCUUAAACGUUGCCAAGAGUUAUUGUAUGACAGUACUAAAGAAUUCUUGGCACAAAGGAAUCAAUUUCGUCAGGCUGAAAAAGUUUGGAUUGCAGAAAAAGACAAACUUUUAAGUCAGAUUAGUACAAAAAAAUCAAAUGCUACUGCUGCUACUGCAUCGACUCUAUCUAACCUGAAAACUGAUGGACGUAAUACCUGUAAUUCACUUGUUGAUAGGAUAAAUGAUAUUCAUGCCAAUUCAACAGAUCUCUUGAAUAAUAUUCAAAACCUAGAAUCUCGUGCAUGGGCUGAAGUAAAUCAACAAAAACAGGUCCAGUUAGAAAAAACAAUUCAGAACUUGGAAAAUCAAUUGGAUCAACAGCAAAAGUUGUCUGAUAUGUACAGAGAUCAAGUUAUCCAACUAGAAGAGGAACUAAUGCGAGUACGUGAGGAAGGCGUUAUGUCCAAGGAUCUGUUCAAAGAGCAAGCGCAUAAACUGCAUGAACGUCGUAGACGUCAAUUAGAAAUGGAAGGUUAUCGCACGGAUAUUAGUGUAUUGCGCAAAAAAUUAAAAGAGGUUGAACGACAGUUAUUAAAGUUAACUCUGGGCUUAACUGAUGGAAUCAAUCUACCAGAACCGAUUAAUACGAACAAUAAGGAUAUUGAUUUAACUCUAUUGAAACAAGUAAAAGCGUCUACAACACGAUCUAAUCAAAUAUUAAAUGAGUUGAAAACUCUCAAAUUGAAAAUGUAUUCACUGGAAGAUGAAUUACGUAAAAUUUAA
Messenger RNA from Heterobilharzia americana, 1800 nucleotides. The record is from the annotation of a GenBank genome assembly. NCBI's taxonomy places the organism in Eukaryota, Metazoa, Platyhelminthes, Trematoda, Strigeidida, Schistosomatidae.